CAACCAGCCAUCUUUCUAGACUGUGCAAGAUAGGCAAAAAGAAAAUUCAACAUUCGCUUAAAUGAGACAAAAGAAAUAUUUCAUGUGUUCGAGAAAUUCUUUGUAGGCUUUAAUUGCGCAUGCUCGAUUAAACCACAAGGAGGACUGUCGCUUAGUCCCGCCUCUGAAUCACUCAGGAUGCACGUCUUUCGUGGAAACCCAGGCUGCAUACAUACGUCUGCCAUCCGGGUGUAUAUAUUGAACCGGAUUGGCGUGUCAAAUUUAUUGUGUGACAGUUCAGCAUGAGCAGAACUUCGAUCGUAUGCUUCUGUCUCUAUCUUUUGUUGCCAUCAGACAUCCUAGGCAGCAACAUCGAUAUUCGACAACCUGUAGUUCGACAUGGGGAGAACAAGGACGCCUAUUUUGGAUUCAGCGUCGCUCAGUUUGUUGAUUCAUCAACUGGUCGUGGAUGGAUAAUUGUUGGUGCUCCACGUGACAACACUACAACACUUGAAAGUUUAGGUGUCAGUCGUCCUGGGGCUGUGUAUAGAUGUGACAUUGCUCAAAAUGAAGUUUGUACUGUUAUCGAUAUAGAUACAAAUUUCACUUACCACAAAGUAGAUCGUCCUGCAGGAAAAGUCCUUGAAAAGCGAGAUAGGCUUCAAGAUCAGUGGCUUGGUUGUUCAGUUGCAGCAGCUAGAAAUGGACCAAUAGUUGCUUGUGCUCAUCGCUACGUUGACUUGUCAGGCACAAGUCGUCAGUGGUAUCCCGUUGGUCGGUGUGCAGUUUUGGACAAGGCAUUUAAAUUGCUGUACAAGAGCGAUCCAUGUAACGACCCAUCAACUCCAGGUGUGAGAGGAACUUUUUAUUGCCAGACUGGAACAUCUUCUCAAGUUUCAGAGGAUGGUGAAAUUUCUGUAUGGGGUUCCCCUGGGGCAUUCAAGUGGCAAGGAAUUGCACAGUUUUUUCAUAAAGACAGUUCAUUUGAAGAUACUGAGAGAAAGGAGGGAGCUGCAGAGUUUGACUAUUUGGGUUAUUCAUCUGAUUUUGGUCAGUUUGGAUGGACGAAAAAUGACAAGACUUACUAUGUAGUACUUGGAGCUCCUCGUUAUAAUGGUUAUUUUGGGAGAGUGGUUGUUUUUGAAUACAACUCAGAAUCUGUUCAACAAACGCUAAGAUGGCAUAGGGAUGGUACACAGUUUGGUGCUUACUUUGGACAUUCCGUAGCUGCAGCAGACUUGAAUGGUGAUGGUUUUGAUGACUUGUUGGUUGGCUCUCCCUUUUUUUCUGAUUCUUUGUAUGAGCAAGGUCAAGUGUCUGUGUUUAUGAACGACAAGACAGCUCAAUUUAAUGCUCACUCUGUACUCUUGACUGGCAACAAACCUGGUGGACAGUUUGGUUAUGCCAUUGCCAAAGCAGGCGACUUGAAUGGAGAUUCAUUUGAUGAUGUUGUCGUCAGUGCGCCAUAUGCCAAGACUAGUGACAAGACUAGUGGCAUAGUUUAUGUGUAUUAUGGAUCAGUAAGUGGAAUAGUCAAUCAACCAUCACAAACUAUUGAAGCAAUAGAGGUACAUUAUCGUGAACAUCUGAUGGGCUUCGGGGUAUCUCUCUCUGGUGGUAUGGAUCUUGACAGUAAUACUUAUCCUGAUGUUUUAGUUGGAGCUUAUCUCUCAGAUAAUGUUGUUGUACUAAGAUCCAGGCCUAUUGCAGAUGUUCAUGGCACAGUUGCUUUUCACCCUCAGUUUGUGAAUUAUCCUAAUACCACUGAGUUUGAAGUAACUGUUUGUUUAAAUUAUUCUGGAAGACAGUUACCUGGUGAACUUGUUAUGAAUUAUAAUCUCUCACUGGAGGAGACACGAGUGAAGGCUGGCCUUUCUCCUCGUGCAACAUUUACUUUAUACAAGAGUUCCAUUGCAAGUGGGAAUAUUACAGCUAAAGUAAGCAAAGAAUCGUGUAAGAAUUUUUCCUUGAAACUUCAGGCUGGCAUUGUAGAGCUACUCAGUCCGAUUGUUGCAAAGUUAACUUACGAUCUACCACCAGAAGGACAACUGCCUUCCAAUGAUGGAAAUCCUGAUACAACUCAGUCAUUAUAUCCUGUGCUAAGGUCAAAGGCUGCAUUUUCUUCUCAGGUUCUCACUUUUUUUGUCAAUUACGUUUAUUUACAUGUUAUUGUGCUUUGAUGUCUGCCUGUCGUUUGGCUUCUGCCAGGCUAACAAACGGCCGCCAUGACCACAGUUUGCAUUUAUUUUUUGCCAAAAUUGCCAAAUGCACCCACCACGGUCACAUUAUGGUGCAAAAAUCAGAUGCUCGGU
Molecule: messenger RNA, 2291 nt
Organism: Corticium candelabrum
Lineage: Eukaryota; Metazoa; Porifera; Homoscleromorpha; Homosclerophorida; Plakinidae
Product: integrin alpha-4-like
Exons: 19
Coding region: 282-2159 (625 amino acids)
Biological process (GO): cell adhesion mediated by integrin; cell-matrix adhesion; integrin-mediated signaling pathway
Cellular component (GO): integrin complex; external side of plasma membrane
Molecular function (GO): integrin binding
Source: RefSeq, a predicted model, not a curated record